Messenger RNA from Saccostrea echinata, 881 nucleotides. RefSeq lists its product as uncharacterized. The coding region runs from base 1 to 723 and encodes 240 amino acids. The record is from RefSeq and is a predicted model, not a curated record. Lineage: Eukaryota; Metazoa; Mollusca; Bivalvia; Ostreida; Ostreidae. The transcript has 3 exons.
AUGUGGCGACCAGCGUUCAAUUCAUUUCGAUAUUUUUGUGAAUAUAUCCACAACGACAAAAUAAAAGGGCCGACAAAAAUUAAGUAUCGACAAGGUUCCAUAUUUGAAGAUGUUGAUUCCUGUCAGAGGUGUCGAUGUAGCGAGAGAGGAAUGGACUGCUGCGAUACUGGAUUGAAGGUAAAAAUAGAACCAGCGUUAAUUCCCGUAGAAUGUCACACCAUUAAAGACGGUUGUGAUCAAUAUUUAGUCUACAAAGGCGACAACACCACGGAUUGUGCUACCGGGAGACCUGCUAAAAUGGUACGACAAGAACAAAUUGCAGAAGACAAACGAAGUCAAUAUAUUGAAGAUAUACUCUACAAAGAGGUAAUGAAAGAAAUGGGUGCAACAACCGGCGCCAAUAAUGAAGGCGAAGGAAAUCUAAAGCAAUGGGUUCUUUUAGACUACUUUCUGAAUGACGCAUUUGUCGGCCGAAUUCCAUCUCCCAUUGUGGAACAACAGAAGGCUCGAGAACUGUUUGGGUCUUCACCAAUAAAAGCAAACAUAGCUGAUUCAAACCUCGGCGCACUUACUAAAGGCUUUGUUGACAGUCUCGGAGGACCGGAUGCUGCGCGCGCAACUUUAAUGGAAAGAAUUAAAAAGUAUGGCAAUGGUGGUCCCACGAAUCAGGAACCAAACGAUAACCUUCCACUUCUUUACAUUCUGUCAAUGUUGUUAAAUUAGAAAUCCGGUGAGCCAGAGAAAAGGGUAGCUUUUUUCAAUACUUGUACUCAGUAAGCCCUGAACAUUGCUCCGUAGGUAUAUGUAUACGGAAUGGAUUCAAUGUGCAAAUGAACGACUAAAAUAGGCGUCGCCCACUUUCAAACUAUAGUCAACUUUGA